Molecule: messenger RNA, 2011 nt
Organism: Microstroma glucosiphilum
Lineage: Eukaryota; Fungi; Basidiomycota; Exobasidiomycetes; Microstromatales; Microstromataceae
Exons: 3
Coding region: 123-1754 (543 amino acids)
Biological process (GO): peptidyl-lysine monomethylation; peptidyl-lysine trimethylation
Molecular function (GO): protein-lysine N-methyltransferase activity
Source: RefSeq, a predicted model, not a curated record
CAAGCAGGCCUCCUGUCCACUGGUACGACAUCCCUGGUGAGCACAACGACGACGACGACGACAAUGGACUGCACUUGCUCGCGGUGACGCAUCGGUCACAGUCACAGCCACAGCGUCACUCUAUGGAGGCUUCUGCUCUGCUCUCGCUCUGGGCAAAGCAUGCUGGGCCUCCAUCCCAAGGCGCAGGCAACGCCAAAAAGCCGAGGGUGCAGCAUGUGGCACAAGUCGAGAUCAGCGAUGAGCUCAAGAGCGGCAGAGGUCUGGUACUCGCUCGGACAGUCAAGCCAGGCGAGGUGAUUCUGACGAUACCUCCCAGCAUGCUCUACAACACGGCAACAAUUCGCGUCUUCUUCCAGAACGCUGCCGAAGUACUUCCUACUUCACGGCGACCUUCUGACUCUAUCUCAUCGCCAUCUUCUGAGCUUGAUGCAGCUCUCCCACUCACCAGCGUCCGGGCGCUGUCAAUCUUGCUCGCCUCCUUUGCGAUGUACAAGGCGUCUGGCGAGCCAGAGCCCAGCACAUGGAGCACCGCUCAGACUGAGGCCUUGACAGAUCUCAACGUCUUCUACGCGUCUCUGCCGACUGCGUUCCCCACGCAUCCCCUUAUCUGGACUCUUCUCGCAGAAGGCGAUACGCAAUCUGCAAGAAACUACUCUGCUCUGCUGCGACACUUGCCGCGGUCCUGUCGAUCUAAGCUCGAAGAGGUAGUGUUGCAAUUUCAGAGCGACUGGACUGUCGUCAAUGCGAUCUUCCUCCAUCGCCCAGAUCUCCUGCCCUUCUUCCAUCCGUCUCCAUCUGGCAUAGCAUGCUCAAAGAUGGCCUAUGCCCAUGCCUGGCUCAGUAUCAACACACGCUCCGUCUACUACCCUCUCAACCUCCAGCCUCACUCGGACAAUCUCACACUGGCUCCACUGCUGGACAUGGCCAACCAUACUUCAGACGAGAGUAGCAUCUUCAAAGUAGCCAUCCUGGGCAUCCACCACGGUGCCGCCAAAGUACCUGUCAUCUUGCCUCCUGGUGCAGGAGGGCUAGAGAUAAGAGCUCCAAGCGGUGCUGAUACGCAGCUCUUGGCAACAGGCAGCGAAGUUCGGAUCCAGUAUGGAGCUCGAGACGAUGGCGUCCUCUUGGCAGAGUACGGCUUCCAUCUAUCCAACACAGCAGCAUCGUCACUUUCACCUGCCACGCUCAUCGGCAACCCCUACGCCUCGUUGUCCCUAGACAAGUACGUUGCUGAAUACAUGAGCACCCUUGACCCUGGCGAGGCAAAGGAGAAGCAGGACAGCCUGAUCGAAGCAGGCUAUUAUGGCGACUGGACCAUCCACCCGUACCCGACUCCCAUUGCGAGCUGGAGAACAGUAGUGGCGCUCCGCCUUCUCGUGCUAGUAAAGGGGAAUGCAGACACACAGCAGGAGCAGCAGGAGCAGCAGCAGCAGCUGCAACGGUGGAAGCUCCUCGUCGAGGGGCGCAUCUCGUCCAUCUCCCAGGAGAAUGACGUUGCGGCUCGACGACUGCUGCUGAGGCUGUGUGAGGCAGCACAGGUUGAUCUGCAGCGCACGAAGUGCAGUCUGCAGGCAGAACUGCGCAGCGGUAGCGGUAGCGAUAGCGACGGCGACAGCGUGAUUUCGACUGGUGAGCAAGUCGAGGAUGGACCGGCGUGGCGAGAGAGUCUAGGACUGGUGACCAGUCUCCUCGAGUGUGAGAUGGAGGUUUGUAGACGGGUCAGGGAGGUGGCGGGGAGCGGUACGCCUUGGUAGUGCGCGGAGGGAGCGGGGUAGAGUAGAGAUAGGGAAGAGGUCUGCGAAGGUUGGAUGUGUAGGGCUUGUAGGGAUCAGGGACAGUCAGAGGUCAUUUCAUGCAGGGAUCAUCUAGAUAGCAAGGCGGCACACUGAUUCAAGCAUGUGGCAACAUUAGCAUUACUGGGUUUGAGAGUCAUUACGCUGGAGCGCGAAAAAAGGAGCAAAAGUGCGAGAAUGGGAAGCAACUUGCGAAUAUAGAAAGCAGCUCUACCGUC